Molecule: messenger RNA, 6589 nt
Organism: Dromaius novaehollandiae (emu)
Lineage: Eukaryota; Metazoa; Chordata; Aves; Casuariiformes; Dromaiidae
Gene: SOCS6
Product: suppressor of cytokine signaling 6
Exons: 2
Coding region: 741-2345 (534 amino acids)
Biological process (GO): protein ubiquitination; intracellular signal transduction; phosphatidylinositol phosphate biosynthetic process
Cellular component (GO): phosphatidylinositol 3-kinase complex
Molecular function (GO): 1-phosphatidylinositol-3-kinase regulator activity
Source: RefSeq, a predicted model, not a curated record
UAUUUUGCGAAGCGGGGCGCGGCCAGCCCAGGGACAGCGCGGCCGCAUCCGCCCUGCGCGCAGCCCACGCCAGCCGCACUGAGAGCGCCGCUCCCGGGCCCGGCAGGGGGGACGCGGCAGGCAGAGGAGGCGACACCGAGUUGCCGCCCCCUGCCCCGGCGAGCGCUGCGCGGCCGCGGCGUGGCGCGCAGGGGGAGGCCGCGGCUGAUCGACCCGCGCCGCCCGCCGCCAGCGGCGGCCGCGGCCGCUGCGGGCCCGCAGCGCCCGUUCGCCGCGGAGGCGGCGUGGAGGGUCUGGCCGCGGGCGGCGAGGCCGCCGGGCGCAGGGGGCGGCGGCGGAGGCAGGCGAGGGAGGAGGGCGGGCGGCCGGGCCCCGCCGCCGCCGGGCUGUACGGGGGCGCCGCGGCGGAGCCGUCCCUGCGGCAGGCGGCGGCCAUCGCGGGCUCGCCGCCCCCUUGCGCCCCUCCGAGGACGGCGGGGUGGGGGCAGAGGAGGCGGAGGAAGCGGCGGCGGCGCCAGGAACAGGGAGGCGGCGGCGGCGGCACGGCGAGGGAGGGAGCCGGAGCCGGGCCGGGCCCGCGGGAGCGCCAGCAGCGCCAGCUCCUCCUCCUGCUCGGAAAUGGCUCUUGAAGUUAAAUGAGGCUGGAUAAAACACAUAAAUGAAGCAGAAGCUGCUCUGCAUGUGUUAGGACUCUAUCUCCAGAAGCACUGCUGAUCAGCCAGACUUGGUAACUUGUCAUAAUGAAGAAAAUUAGUCUCAAAACAAUUCGCAAGUCCUUUAACUUAAAUAAAAGCAAAGAUGAAAGUGACUUUGUAGUGGUUCAGCAGCCAUCAUUAAGUGAAUUUGGAAAAGAUGAAUCGUUGUUUGGCAGCUGCUAUGGUAAAGAUUUGGCUAGCUGUGAAGUCAAUAGUGAAGAUGAAAAAGGAGGCAAAAAUAGAUCAAAAAGUGAAAGCUUAAUGGGUACGUUAAAAAGGAGGCUUUCAGCAAAACAAAAGCAGAAAGGCAAAGGCAGCACACCGUCUGGAAGCUCUGCAGAUGAUGACACCUUUUCUUCCUCUUCUGCUCCAAUAACCUUCAAAGAUGUGCGAGCUCAAAGACCUCUAAGAUCCACUUCCCUCCGUAAUCACCAUUAUAGUCCAACUCCGUGGCCCCUUCGACCUACAAAUUCAGAAGAGACUUGUAUCAAAAUGGAAGUGAAAGUCAAGGCCUUGGUCCACUCCUCUAAUCCAAGCCCAGCACUGAAUGGUGUUCGAAAGGACUUCCAUGACUUGCAGUCAGAUAACGUGUUCCAGGAACAAAAUAAUGCAUUAAAAAAUACAGAAUCUCAGAAUGGGGACUUACACCUUCAUAUUGAUGAACAUGUGCCUGUAGUUAUUGGAUUAAUGCCUCAGGACUACAUUCAGUAUACUGUGCCUUUAGAUGAGGGAAUGUAUCCUUUAGAAGGAUCACGUAGUUACUGUCUGGAUAGUUCCUCACCCAUGGAAGUUUCAACUGUUUCAUCUCAAGUAGGGGGAAAUGCUUUCCAUGAAGAAGAGAGUCAAGUGGAUCAGGAUGUAGUCGUUGCACCAGAUAUCUUUGUGGACCAGGCAGUGAAUGGUUUGUUGAUUGGUACCACAGGAGUCAUGUUGCAAAGCCCAAGAGUUAAUCACAGUGAUGUCCCUCCACUCUCACCUUUGCUACCUCCAAUGCAGAAUAAUCAAAUCCAAAGGAACUUUAAUGGAUUGAAUGGCACAGAUGGCCACAUGGCUGAAAGUAUGCGCUGCCAUUUGAAUUUUGAUCCUAACACUGCCCCUGGAGUUGGAAGAGUUUAUGAUUCUGUACAGAACAGUGGUCCCAUGGUUGUGACAAGUCUCACAGAAGAACUGAAAAAACUUGCAAAACAAGGAUGGUACUGGGGCCCCAUUACACGUUGGGAGGCAGAGGGAAAAUUAGCAAAUGUGCCUGAUGGCUCGUUUCUUGUUCGAGAUAGUUCUGAUGAUCGUUACCUUUUAAGUUUGAGUUUUCGUUCCCAUGGAAAAACGCUUCACACUAGAAUUGAACAUUCAAAUGGUAGGUUUAGCUUUUAUGAACAACCAGAUGUGGAGGGACAUACAUCUAUAGUUGAUUUAAUUGAACAUUCAAUCAGGGACUCUGAAAAUGGAGCUUUCUGCUAUUCGAGAUCCCGAUUGCCUGGAUCUGCAACUUAUCCAGUGAGACUGACAAAUCCAGUAUCUCGAUUUAUGCAGGUGCGUUCCUUACAGUACCUGUGUCGUUUUGUAAUACGUCAGUAUACCAGAAUAGACCUGAUUCAGAAACUGCCUUUGCCAAACAAAAUGAAGGAUUAUUUACAGGAAAAGCACUACUGAGAGCUUAUGGGAAUCUUGCAUCUUGCACUUUGGGAACAACAACAACAAAAGAGAUUGAAUUACAGUUUACAGACUUUCAUUAUUAUCAAAAUCUUUUGCUGCCAUAACAAUAUUUCAUUUUUGUGUGUAAAAGAAAAGUAAUGCAUUUGGGUUUUUGUUUGUUUGGGGUUUUUUGUGUAUUUUUGGGCGCUUUUUUUUUUUUUAAAAGAAUGAUCUCCAGUUUAUUUUUAGAAGUGUGAAAUAGCUAUCUUUCAUCAAUGUGCAGAUUAAUCACAAUGUGAAUGAUCAAAUUCUCCUUUAAUUUCCCCCAAGUCCUUUGCUGCUAUCCACUGUGAUUUUUAUGCAUUGAAAGCACAUUUCAUGUGUAUUCAACCAUAAGUAAAAGUCAAAUGAAACUUGUUGAAUGGAUUUUUUUAAAAAUAGCCUAUUGAAAAAGAUGAUCGUGAACAAAAACAUUGGUAUUCUGAAUUACAGAAUUUACGUAUAUGUUAAAAAUGAUUUCCUAGCAUCUGAAUUAUAAAUUUCUAUAGAAAUAUGCCGUAAUAUAGAACUUAUAGACAGAGCUGUGUGAUAAGAACAUGGUUAUGCAGCAUAUCUUUGGAAAAAACCUUUCUCAUAAACCUUGUAUUGUCUGUACACUAUUUUGUGUUUGAGGAAGUUGGUUCGGCUUUCUUCUUGUCUCAGUAUUUUGUCCUUCUAAAAAUGGCCUUUAAAAAAAAAAUCUGAAAGUUGAUGUAUAGUACCUAUAUGGAAAUUGCAGUAUUGAGAUCGUGAAAAACAUUACGUUUUAAAAUCAUGGCAUCAGUUAAAUAAAUGAACACUUACCAGGGCCUCUCUUUCCUGUCCCUCCCCUUCCUACCUCCCCCUGAAUAAAAAAUUACCUGGAUUUAUAGGAUGACUCUAGGAAUCCUUAUUAUGGGAACAUAAGUUGACAAGCCAUUUUAGAGAUGUGGUAAAACUUCUAAUUGCUUCCCUUCCUCCAGGAUGGUUUCUGCAAUAUGUAUUUAAACUAUGUGGAAUUUUAACAUUUCCCCCUUUUCUGCAUUUUCACUUCUGAAAUUCAGUAAUACACUAAUUUCCUUUGAAUCUUUCUUUCUUUUUUCUUUUUUUGCUAUUCUUUGGGGAAGGAGGAACAGGACAGAAGAUAAUUUGGAUGGAAGAUGCUUAAAAUUUAUCUCUAAAGCUCCAUUUUCAUGGAGCUCCCCUUUGAAAUUACAGGCGAAAAGGAGUUUGCAUUUUAAUAUACAUUGACCACAGAAAAUGUUUGAGUUAACUGUCACGGGGUAUGUUUUGACAUGUGAAAUACUGAAUCAAUUAAGUAAAUGUUUCUGAUAUCUGUCAAAGAUUCUGGCAUUUGAAAAGCUUAAAGUUAUUCUGACCUUCUUUAGGGAAAAAAUGACUUUCAGUUGGGAGUACAGCUUCCACAUUGUAACAUUUUCUUCAUGCAAGGUUAAUCCAUGGCAUUUUCCUGUUUUGUUUUGUUUUCUCGCAUGGUCUAUCACUUCUGUGAGUUAUUCGUUAAAGGGGUCAUGGCUAACUUGGGAGGGAGGUCUACUUUAUUCCCCUCUUGGCCCUAAGAUUUUCUAUUUGAGAAUGUUAUCUUCCCCAUCGUUGGUAGGCGUUGCUGGUCAGUAAAGAUCAGCUGAGAAGGCGGCUGUUAAUCUUUGAUACAGCUUUCUUGUUUAGGUCAUUUUCUUCUCCUUGUUUAAUAUAGCCUUUUGUCCCCUGAAAUGAGUCUUUAGUAAUGAAUACAAUAUUGCUGCAAGGUGGUGCAGUAGCACUACAUCUUGGGUUGCCUGAAUUGAUAGACUGAAUUUCUAUUUUUUUAAUUUAUUUUUUGACCAUAAUGUUUAACAAAAAAAGAAAAAAAAUCAAGGGUAGAUAAAGGCUGCCUUUGCUUUUAAGGGAGGGAGAAUAAGGAUUUCUUCUCUAGUCUGAUAAAGUUUUAAACUUAAAAAUAUAGAGCAAUCUAUAUACCUAAUUUGUUGGCUCUGCCAUCAAGAUAUAUGUAUGCAAGUAUGAAUUCUGUUUCCUUUUUCCCCUCUACUGACUUUUCCCUCCCCCUCUGAAUCAGGAUCACUAACUUUAUUCAAAAAAAGGCACAAUAACCUAUUGCAUGGUACAGUGUUCUGAUUCUGUCUGUGGGGAGUGGGGAAAGAAAAUCAUUUUUAUGAAUUUCAGACAUACUUUUUAGAAGAAAACCUCUGGCAUUUUCUUCACUUUAAAAAUUCUUUCCCUGUACAAGCUAGAGGGUCUAUGCAUUCUACAGAAUCUUUGAAAGAUUAUAGUAUGUUAAAUAUUUUCUAUGCCAUUUAAUACCACUAUUGAAUGCAUUAAACAUAUGUUUAUAUUACGCCACAUGCAUUAAUCUAGCAGUCAUUGCAUUGAAACUUAAAUAUUUGAAGCUAUAAUAUCCCAGUUUUAUUGCUGAAUUAAAAAGGUGUAAGAACAGGCGUGCUAAAUUUCUUGCCCAUGCUUUAUAAAUGUCAGUUUGCUCACUCAUACAUGUUGAUGCUUUUUGAACUUUGGUUCAGCUAUCCCAUUUUUGAAUUGCCUUCCUCGCUGUGUUCUUGAUUUGUGAACUUAAGCAGGUCAAGUUAUCAUUGUUACUUUUUUCCUGCAUGAAGCAUCCACAAACAAAACACUUCCAAGUAGUUGAGGCCUAGGAUGUGAGAACCAUGUAGCACUUUCUUUCUAAAUAAAACAUGGUGGUGAUAUUUCUACUAAACUCAAAAUACUUUAGAUCCACUAGUACGUAAACACAAAUACUUACUUUUAAAAAUUUCAUUAUUUAAAACCUGUCUCUUUUUUUUUUUCUUUUUUUUUCCCCUGAGAUAACUCUCCUACCAGGAGAAGGAACACAGAGUAAUGACUUUGAAAACAUUAAGGAUACUUACAAUUUCUUAUAGUAAAGAUUAAUCAAAAAAAAAAAAAAAAAAAAAAGAGACACAGUAACAUUAAGUUAUGAGACAAUUUAGAUGUAUUCAGAGUAACCACAAAAAUUGUGUUGACUUCUGCUUCAUAAAAAUUAGAGGAACAAAGUGUCCUUGACAAAUAGAAGCAAACUGAUUGAGCAUAUUUUGCAUACCUUUAGAGGCAGAUACACUAAGACUAAAAGCUAACCGAUUGUGAUCCUUAUAGAGUAGAAAAAUGCCUAUUUUUUCAGCACAACAGUCUAAGGGUUCAAAAGUUAUGCUUUUUAUGCAACUGAAUUGUGGAAAAAUGUUUUGGAAUAUGAAACUUUGAAAUAAAACUGGUAGGGUUGAGCUUAUCAGUAACUUCAGUCAUUUCAUAAUAUUGGCUGUUUUACCAAUUACAAGGCGUUGUUUUACUGUUCUAUUUAGAUUAAAAAAAAAUUGCACAAUUUGCUCUCUUUUUUUGUAAACCAGUGUUAAAAACAAGUGAAAGUGAUUUGUAUUCUUUGAUCUAUUUGAAGGAUAUAGCACUUAUCCUGCUGUUGACACAGUGAAUGCCAUCUUUUUAUCAGAAUCUUUUUCUGUCAGAGGAUGAGAAAUGAAAUUAUUAAUUAAAACUCUGUUCUCAAAUGAGCUGACUUUACAUCUUGUUAAAGCUGAUUUCUUUCUAUGACUAUUGACUGCUGGGCUAAGUGAAAUAUGUGCUGUUUUUCUUGUGAUGCAUUUCAUCUAUGUGAAUACCAGAAUUAAAAAUUUAAAACAAUAUACCAGCAAUAUAUGGGCUAUGAUUCUAAUGAGAAAUAUUUCUCUGUUACUGAACCUUCAAAUUCUGAGAUAAGCUAUGGAUAAAAGUGAUUGCCUAUUUAAUUCCUUUUAAUCUUUUUACAACUACAAAGAAUAAAAAUUACAGGCAUUCUUUAUAUUUAAAAAAUGGGCUGGGUGGUAGUUCAUAAAAUGGGAAAUGUGGCAUUGCUGUAGCUGGGAAGUGUUCUAAAUUCUACACAGAGAUGAGGAAAAAUUCUUAGAGAAUUUUGUAUGAAUACAUGUUGGCUUAAAGAAUUUUUAUAGUGAUGAUGGAGUGCCAUGAAGUUAAUACUUGCAAUCCAGAUUGCUGUAGUUUACACUUUUCUCUGUUUCAGACCUGGUGUGCACUAUUUGUACUAAGCACACCACAGAGUGAAUUAUCCAAAGUCCAUUGAUUUUAAUGUGUUUUGGUUUGUAAACAAAAUUAUAGUAAUUUCUUGCACAUUUUUGAAAAAUAAUUGUAAAAGGAUUUAUGUAUCUGCUUCUGGAUACAGUGUGUAAAUAAAAAAUUCAUUCACAAAAAGA